GGAUCAGUGCAGCCUGUGAGCAUGUGCUGAGACAUCACACUGAGUACCGUGAAUAUGUGCAAUAACACAUCCUAAUUAAUCAAGCAAUACCAGCAUCACAAGAGAGUGGAGGGAAAAGGGCCAAGAACGGAUUUCGAACUGAGUCAGAUUCUACUUCCUAGAUACAAAAAAAGAAAAAAGGGAUGAGUCCCACUUCCAUCUUUUGAAGAAGGAAGAGAUGGGUGAAUUCUAAAGGUGAAGAAAAGCUGGAUUCUGCUGUGUGUGUGUGUGUGUGUGCGCACGCGCGUGUGCACGUGCUGAAAGGAAUCAGAAAGACAGACACACAGGUUCCCAGAGGGCAGCAGAAGGAACAGGCGAGGCCCCAGGAAGGCAGCCAGCAGGGCCGGGAAGGCAGUGGAAGGCCCUCAGCGAGGCCAGGUCCAGGCAGGGCCCGCCCGCAGGCCUGUCCCGGAAUCCGCGUGAGCCUGACUUGUCGUCCCAGGAAGCUGAAUCCUGUGUCUGUCCACCCUGCCUCCCAUCUGUGGUCCCCCCACCCCUAUACCCCAGCUGGGCUGAGUGUCCCUGGGAGCUUGCUCUCUGCAAGGAUGGAUUUCUGGCUGAAGACAGAGGACACGGACACAGCGAGAGCAGCGUCGUUCGAGCCGAGACACAGAGGCACCGCUGGUCAUGGCCCGCUCUGCAGCUGGCCGCCCCCGCCCGGCCGCGCUUGUCCAGAUUGGCUGAGCCGAUAAGGCUGGGAAGGGACAGAGGCCCUGUAAUCUCCCCACGCACCCGCUGCCUUUGAUGCUGGGCUCACUGUCUUAAUUACAGCCCUACACCCCCAGUGGCUCAACAAGGCGGGGCUGGCACUCCGAGAGGGUGGGGCCGCAAGGCGCCCCCAGCCCUCAGGACCCCCAGUAACUCAGCCCCGUGGCAGGCGGGACAGUCGGGGCCUCACAUCUCAGAGUAGAUGUUUCUUUCGUGUCUCUCCAGGAAGUAUGUGAGACAGCUGGUACCUGGACGGGGCAGGACGGCCCGGAAGAUGAGUCAGGGAACAGCACCUGGAGGGAAGCCCAGGGCCCUGCUGAAGACCAAGCCCAUGGGACAAAGCCGGAUGUCAGGAGGGAGCCCACGCCGGCUGCCCCAGGUCUGCGGACAUACGCCACUUCUGAGACAAGCCGAGGGGGAAAGGUGGGCCCCACUACAUGUGAAUCUUGAAUUGGAGACAGUGUGUUUCCAUUCACUACCAAACCCUGUGGACUUACAAGGAAAAUGAACCAGGCAUGGUGGCGCACAUCUGCGAUCCCAGCACUUGGGAGGCUGAGGCAGGAGGAUCACCAUGAGUUCAAGGCCAGCCUGGGCCACAGUGAGAUGCUGCCUCAAAAAGCAAACAACAACAAAAAACUCCGUCGGAAAAUGAACCCAUAGGCUUUUCAAAGACCUAUGGUAAUGAGUUUGACCCAAGAGAGUCGGGCAAGAGCCAACCCCUCUUCUUCUUCAUGGGCAAGAGGCGGGGGAAGGGACUGCCUCAGUGAGCUCGGGCUGCUGUAGCGAAAUCCCACAGACCACGCAAUUUAAUAGCAGAACUUAAUCUGCUCAGAGUCUGGGGCGGCAGGCUAUCCAGAUCGAGGUGUGGUCGGCAGGCCUGGCUUCUUGCGAGAUUUACAGUCAACGCCCUUCGGAUUGUAGACCACUUCCUCCUCGUCCUGCCCUGGCAGGCGUUCCCUCAGAGUGCACAAUCCCUGCAUGGCGCACGUGUCUGCAUUUCCUCCCCUCACGGCACAGUGGUCAGAGGGCAGCGGGAUCCACCUAGACAGUUCCCUCUUAAAUCACCUUUUCAAAGGCCGAAGUCUCUCAGCAGAGCUGAAUUAGGAGCUACUGGGGCUUCAGCAUACAAACAUUGGGCAGAGGAUGCAUCUCACCCCAAAAUAUAGAUGGUAGCUUUAAAAGAAAAAACAACAAGAACAGAACGAUGAUGAAACACACAGGUCCUGCAGGCCCCGACAGGGAAGCCGGGCACGGCUGCCCCAGGGCUGAACCAGAGUGGGACAGAAGCCACCAGGAGAUGAGGUGGGAAUGAAGACUCAAUGUCUGGAGGACUGUAAACACGAGGAGUCUCCAUGUCCCCAGGGUGGCUGGCUCUUGCCCUCCUGAGUGUGCUGGAUGCACAGACCCAGGCCUUCAACCCCCGGCUGGUCGAGUGUUUCGAGGACCCCCAGUAUGAAGAGCUGCUGCAGCUGGCCCGGGAUGGACUGGGGCACACGGCCAACAAAAAAGAGGUGGUGAUCAUUGGGGCUGGCAUGGCCGGGCUCACUGCGGCCAAGACUCUGCAGGACGCCGGCCACCAGGUGACGGUGCUGGAGGCCAAAGGGAACGUGGGCGGCAGGAUAGAGACCCACCGUGUCCCCGGAGCAGACUGGUACAUAGAGCUGGGCGCCAUGAGGAUCCCCAGGAACCACAGGCUGUCCAUCGAGUUUGUCCGGAAGCUGGGGCUGCACCUCACCGAGUUCUGCCCCUGCAACAACCAGACCUGGGUGCUGGUGAACAGGGUGCGGCAGCGCUUCGGGGCCGUGCAGGCCAACCCCGACCUGCUGGGCUACGUGGUCCGAGCCCACGAGGCUGGGAAGACGGCCGAGCAGCUCUUUGAGCAGUCCCUGAGGAAGGUCGAGGAGGAGCUGAGGAGCAGUAGCUGCCGCCGCGUGCUGGAGAAAUACGACUCCUUCUCCACCAAGGAGUACCUGAUCAAGGUGGGGAACCUGAGCCGCGGUGCCGUGCAGAUGAUCGGGGACCUGUUGAAUGCAGACUCCGGCUACUACGAGGCCUUCAUGGAAACGCUGCGCGGCUUCAUCUUCUUCUUCCACGAGCCCCAGUUCUAUGAGAUCAUCGGGGGCUUCGACCAGCUGCCCCAGGCCCUGCACCAGGCCCUCCAGCCGGGCACGGUGCGGCUGCACUCGCCGGCAGAGGAGGUGGAGAUGGCCGGGGACCGUGUGCGCGUCAUCCACGGGACGCCCGACCCCCUGCGGCCCAGGGCGCACCUGACAGCUGACUUCGUGCUGGUGGCCACCACCGCCAAGGCUGCCCGGCUCCUCCGGUUCCGGCCGCCCCUGUCAGGCAGCAAGGAGGAAGCGCUGCGCUUGGUCCACUACAACAGCGCCACCAAGGUGAUCCUGGCCUGCACCCAGCGCUUCUGGGAGCGCGACGGCAUCCACAGCGGCAGGUCCGUCACCGACCGGCCCUCCCGCUUCAUCUACUACCCCAAGCACGUCUUCCCCAAUGGCACCGGGGUCAUCCUGGCCUCCUACACCCUGGACGACGACGCCCGCUUCUUCUCCACCAUGGACCAGGCGCGGGUGGUGGACAUCGUGCUGGGCGACCUGGCCGCCAUCCACGACCGCCCCAAGGAGGAGCUCCGGGCCCUGUGCCCCUAUUCCUUUGUCAAAAACUGGGGCCGCGACCCCCACUCCAUGGGUGGCUUCACCUUCUUCACCCCCUACCAAUUCGUGGACUACGCCAAGGAGCUCAGCCAGCCGGAAGGGCGGGUGCACUUUGCAGGCGAGCACACGGCCCUGCCCCACGGCUGGAUCGACACGGCCAUCAAGUCCGGGCUCAGGGCGGCCAAGAGCAUCCAGGCGGCUGCGGGCCUGGCCGAGGGACGGGAGCCCGGGCUCGCGAGAGGGCCCCGCUCCAAAAGUGAGCUGUAGGCCAGGCGCGAGUCCAGCCAGCGUGGCUCGCCAGGCCCCGCUCUCGCUUCGUGCUCACUUCCAGCGGACCCAGGCGCUGCCUACGUUACCCCCGCGCCCCGACGCUGUCUCCACCGAGAGCGCCCGGGAGGCAGCCAUUAAAACCACAAAGCACGCUUUGAGUUGAGACUAUCACCAGGUGUCCGUCUACAUCCCGGGUGGCAUCUGUUAUUAGCUUUCCCAUCGCAACACCCACACGCACGACUUAAAAGUUCGCUGGCUCCAAAGCAAAACUGUCCCGCGGGAGAGCACGGUGGACCCCACUGCUGACUCCUGGAAGCUGGGAAGCGAGGGGGAGCUGUGCCGACAGGAAGGGCGCAGGGGCCAGAGGUGGACCCCAAGGCCGCCCAGACAUAGUCGCCCCUCCCAGCUCCGGGGGUCCCAAGCCAAUCAGGCUGACGCCACCCGACCCCCAGAGGAGCUCAGCCCAGCGCCGAAGGCCAGACGCUCGCCUUCCGGGCCCUUCCGGUCCUCUGCUCUCUCUCUCUCUCUCUCUCUCUCUCUGUCUUUAAUCCCAGCUCCCCACCCCACGUCCCACCACUGCGAAUCGUAAGAGGCUGGGGACUCAGGGACCUCCCCAGGCUGCACCACCACAACCCCAAGGUGCACCUUCUGAUAUCACUCUGUGUUCAGACGAGGAAACCUGGCUCUCAGACGAAUACCGGUCACAAAUGGUGCCCAUGGCCCGGAGAUUUAGCCCAGUGGUUCCACCCCCUGCCUCAAAAGCCCAAGGUCCCGAGUUCUAUCCCUGGUACCAAAAAAACAAAACCCAAAAAACAAAUGCUGCCCGAAGUGAUUCAGACUUGAACCUGGCUUCAAGUGUAAUUCCAAACCGUCUUGCUUCUUCUAGGCUCUGCCUCUCUCUUAUUCUUUUUGUGGUCAUGGACAAUUAGCAAUUCUC
Messenger RNA from Heterocephalus glaber (naked mole-rat), 4620 nucleotides. RefSeq names its product L-amino-acid oxidase-like. NCBI's taxonomy places the organism in Eukaryota, Metazoa, Chordata, Mammalia, Rodentia, Bathyergidae. Gene Ontology annotation, biological process: amino acid catabolic process. The record is from RefSeq and is a predicted model, not a curated record. Gene Ontology annotation, molecular function: L-amino-acid oxidase activity.